This is a messenger RNA of Chironomus riparius, 660 nucleotides long. The record is from the annotation of a GenBank genome assembly. Lineage: Eukaryota; Metazoa; Arthropoda; Insecta; Diptera; Chironomidae.
UCAGUUCAAUUUCGAAUAUCAAAAAUGGCAGUUUCAAAGUUUUCAUUCAUAUUUAUUGCACUCAUAAUUGCAUCAAAUUACAGUCCAGCAUGUGGGCAAGCAACUCGUACACCAGUUGAUUUUUGGCUCACAUUUGGUCAACAACUUACAUCAAAUGUUUUGAAUUGGUUAUUGAAUCUUGAUAUCAUCCCUGAUGAUCUUUUAAAUGAUAUAAGUGCUCCAUCACUUCCAGCUCCAACUCCAGCUUCAAUUAAUCCAAAUCAAAUAAGAAUUUCAUUUGUUAAUGGACAACCAGUUAUUCUUCCAUUAAAUGCAGUAGUACCUGCAGCUCCAGCACCUUUAAAACCAGCACCACAACCAGCACCAAUCGAUCCAACUUGGCAAUUAUGGAAAGUAUUGUUUGAUCUCCAUUCACCACCAAAACCAGCACCAAUUAUACCUGCUCCAUUACCACACCACAACUAUAUUGUUGCAACAACCCCAUCACCCUGCCAUACAACACCAAAAUGUCCAGGAGGUGAUUGUAAACCAGAGAAAGUACGCAUUGUUGUAGUUGAUGACUGUAAAAAUCAUCACGAAUCCUCGGAAAGCCGUUCAGAAGAAUCAUCUGAGGAAAUCGACGUUAUUGUGCCCCGCAAGAAGUGCCCAAGAUGUCAUUAA